AACCUUUCUCCUGGCUUCAAAGAAUGGGCCUUUUGUUCUUGUGUGGUGUGCAAAACCUGAUCGGAGAGGGGCAGUCUGCCAACAGCAGGAGGAAAAGAUUGUGUAGCCCGAUGGAGGCGCCAGGAGGGUGUUCAACACAGUCCAAAUUCUUCGGCUUUCUUGAGCUACACCCAGCUUCCCAUCGGACGGCGGUCCAGUUUUGAGCCGGGAUGCUUUUCCGAAAACAAGCGUUGAACUUCGACCUGUUGUCACCGUGGUGGGACUCCCCCGACCGACUGUUGUGUUUGUGGCUGAAACACAAACCCCGGUGACAUCGAAAGGCUCCGGAUGAUAAACAGCAACAUGGAAACUUUGGAUUGUGCCGCUUGGCGCCUCGGAUGCCACGAAGGCAGGUUGGGGGCGGCCCAGGGGAAGGGUUGAAGGAAGAGAGGAGGAGGAAGGCCAGAUUGACGUGACAGAAUUCGUCCUGAUGGCUCUCGCUUCUCUCUCGAAGGGACCAUGUGACUUUUCUUCCCCCGGCCUGAUCUGAGAUGUUUUCCAAGCGAAAGACCCCCAAUGUCCAACGCGCUUGCCCCAACGUGCUGACCCCCGACACAAUCCCCUCGUUUUUCAUCCCACCCAACCUCGCCACCUUGCAAGGACGGCGUGCGGCUGGGAAGCCCAGGGCAAGCGAGGCAUCAGCCCCGCCGGUCAAAAAUGAGGGCGCCGCAGUGCACGAGGGACACCGGGCCGGUGUGCGACUCAGAGGCGCUCCCACCACCAUCCAGCUCCCCAACCCGAUGAACUUGGGGUGCCUGCCUGAAAGCCCCAACACCUGGCGACGGGAAUCGCUGUUCCACAGCAGACCCCCGCCCCACCGAGGGCAGGGGGUCUGGCUCUCCUCCCCCCAGACGAGGCCGCUUCCGCAGCCCACUCCAGGCCCGGACAGCGACACCGCCUCUUCAACAGAAAACUCCCCUUACAAUUCCCCCUUGCCCACCCGUCCCCUUGGCGGGCUGCUGCCUUGCCAUGGCUACAGGCCCCGCCGGCGCCUGGCCUGCCGUUCCCCCCACGCUGGCGCAACCCUACGCCCCAGCUCUUUCUCCACAGAGGACACCAGCUCUGCGGACACCAGCCCUUGCUGUCUGCGCCGUGAGGCCGAUCCUGCCUGGAUCUCGCCGGGUGCCUGGUCCCUGGCACCUCUGUUUCCCCUGGACCUGAUGCGUUGCCACCAGCGCCUGAUCAAGGAGGUGACGCUGACGGUCAGCCAAGGUGGGCAGCUGCGCCUCUCCAGCGAGUAUCUCCCGCAGCAAGCCAGCUUCCGUGUGCGCCUGGUGAGCGCCGAAGGCUUCUACCCGCCUCAGGGCAGCCCCCGCCACAUCCACUGCUGCGUGGCCUUGCAGCUGCGCCCUGGCCUGGGCCAAAGGCAGCGCAGCGCCGUCAUCAAGAGGACCCGCAACCCCAUCUUCAACGAAGACUUCUACUUUGAGGACGUCAGCCCUGAGGAUCUUCCCCGGCGCAGCUUGAGGAUCAAAGUGCUGAACAAGGAAUGCAGCCUGCGGCGGGACGUCGUGCUAGGCGAAUGCGACGUCCCGCUGGAUUCUCUUCUGCCCUGAGCGGGGGUCCCUGGCAGAGAAGGGCCGGGGGGGUGGUAUGGAUGUCCUCGCGGAUGGACGGAGGGUCAACGGCUGGCAUGAUUUGCUUAACGGCGUGAUUUGCUUAAUGGCCGUGGCAAAGAAAGUCCUAAAACCGGGCCCAACAAUUGCAUCCGUGACGUUUGUAACUGCUAAAUUGAGCUGUGUUCUUGAUUCAGGCACCAGCCACCAGGGGGAGCUGUGCUGCCCUUGGUAUCGCUGCCACCUUGAGGCAGAAGGUGGUACAGCAGGAGUUGGUUGAUGAUAGAAGAACGAGACUCCAUCCAGCUUUCCUUCAAGCCAUUUUUGCUUGCAAUUAUCUGCACCCCCAUCUUUCUUAAGGGUGGGGCAGCCCCCACAUUUGAGGACAACCCCAGAAUUGUGGUGUUGCAGCCAAAGGAACGAAGUGUCACCCCCAGCCGACUCCCUUUUGCACCCCUUUUAAAGGGUUUUUUCCCGUUGCAUUGCUCAACUCUGCCACAAGAGGGCAUCUCUUGGCACCGGGGAAACUUUGCAAAAUUUAGAAAUGAAAAAAGAGGAUGUCACUGUAAGCGUUCUGCUCUCUUUUUAAUCAUUUUCGUACUUUUUCUUUUAGAUUCCUAGUUUUAUUAUUAGGGGAUGCUUGCCAUUCCUUGGUCCAGCCACAGGAGGGCACGCUAGGACCAGCAUUCUACUUUUUCCAACUUUUCUGGAAAGGGGGGGGGGAAAUACCUAUGUUUUUUACUUUUAUCCUUGGCAAAAUGUGCUUAGGCCCUCGCUUCCAUUUCUGUUUUGGUUUGCUAACUGUUAACUAGGAAAAGUCUCACUUAGGACAGCCACUUUGCUCCUCUCUCAGAAUUGGAACUUUUGGAUUUAUUCUGAGCCACGCUUAGGACUAGUAUCAUGAUGGUCUUUUGUUUACAAGCUUAUUGCAGGUGCAAUUGUUCAGUGGCAAUAAAAAGGACCGAGCCCAGGAAAAAUGGGGGUAUAUAUAUUUGACCCUGAGAUUUAUAAACGGGGAUAAUAAAGGUCCAGAACUGAAAAACGAAUUAGCUGUCUUCUAGGUAAUGAUCAUAAUUUAUUAAAUUUAUAGGCACCUACAUCUUUGCCUGCUUUAAAAAUUGCAGAACACACCCAGCACCAAAAAAAAAAAUGCAUCUCGCAAAUUUGAUUAUUAUUAUUUUUCUUGUUUUGACUGCAGAAGACUUUUAUUUAGCAGAGUGUCACUCCUCCAGAUACUUCAUCAAGAGCUCAUUAAAGGCCUCAAUGAAAUUAAUAACAAGAGCGGCUGAAGAUUAUACCUUUUAAGUAGCCUUGAUGAGGCCAGCAAACUUCUUCCAAAGUUUUAAAAACUUUGGCACUUUUUUUUUUUUAAAAAAAAAAAACCUCCUUCAAUAGAAUCAUUGAAAAUUGGGGCAGCCUGUUAAGUUAAAAUAGCAGGAAGGUGAGUCCAGUAUGUUUGCAACCUGGAGUUAUUUCUAAAAAUAAUAAAAGGGAUUAAAAAUAAACAACGGAGUUAUUAUUCGACA
Molecule: messenger RNA, 3121 nt
Organism: Crotalus tigris (Tiger rattlesnake)
Lineage: Eukaryota; Metazoa; Chordata; Lepidosauria; Squamata; Viperidae
Gene: C2CD4D
Product: C2 calcium dependent domain containing 4D
Exons: 2
Coding region: 531-1595 (354 amino acids)
Source: RefSeq, a predicted model, not a curated record